Molecule: messenger RNA, 1009 nt
Organism: Sturnus vulgaris (Common starling)
Lineage: Eukaryota; Metazoa; Chordata; Aves; Passeriformes; Sturnidae
Gene: CCL28
Product: C-C motif chemokine ligand 28
Biological process (GO): immune response
Cellular component (GO): extracellular region
Molecular function (GO): chemokine activity
Source: RefSeq, a predicted model, not a curated record
AAGGAGGGAUGGAUGUGAAAUUUGUCACUGUUUUGGUUCUUCUAGCAGUCACGGUUAGUCAGACGUCUGAGACUUUGUUUCCUGGGGCCUUUAACUGCUGCAUGAAAAUUUCAGAUGACAUUCCCAAAGGAAUUCUCAGAAGAGUGGAGAGAUUUGAAAUCCAGAAAGCUCAUGGCCUGUGUCACCUAGAGGCUGUUAUUCUCCACAUGAAAGGCAAAAAGUUCUGUGUGAAUCCAUGGAAUAGAAAAAUCAAAAAGAUGAUGAAGAAGAUAAAGCACAAGAUUCACAGGAACAAAUCUCAUGUUAGAAAGCAGAGAAGAACCAGAACUACCAAACAGAAAGAACAGAAGCAGUAGUAAAAUGAAGCAAGACCCACGAUGAAGAUACUGUGGCAUACGGCACUAGGGGAAGGAUAUCAGAUUUCACUACUGAUGGAUGAUUGCAGCAUUAAAAUUACUUUUCAAAUCUCCAUGUGCUAGAGAAAGCAGAGGCAGAAAACAUCACCUAUACUCAGAAAGAUGCUGAUCUGAUUAUCAGACAAAUGACAAUAUGUUCCUGGUAAUGUCUUGUAGCAAGUGCUCACUGUACCUCCUGGAUUUUUUGGCAGACAUAAAUCUUCCUCUCUCUCAUCCUGCUUUUACGGCAACAUCCCCUGUGAUUUCUGUUUUAACAUGCUGUUUCUUCUCAUUCCUCCAUUUUCCCCCGUCCUAUCCUUGGUCCUUCUUCUUCCCUGUCUGCAAUCAUCUUUCUGCUGUUGCCUGUUUUGUUUACAUUCUUCCAUUCAUUAAUCUUUCUUUUUUCUUCAUCUACUAAGUUUUACAAACACUUUUUCAGAUACUUUCAGCUUAUUUGCCAAAACCAUGUCUUUUAUCUGUUCUAAACAAUCUCUGCUCCCAGCUGUUACCAUCAUGAAAUAUAAUUUCAGUGAUAAUAUCUGAUCCUCUUCAUAAGACUCAAAGUGUGGCACUGAGAGCUAUGCAAUAAAGAUAAUCUCUAUUGCUUUUGUUCA